AUGCGUAUCCCACGUGUGAUUCUGCGCAGCGUCGCUCUGGAUCAGAACUGCGCCAUCGCCGUGACGUGCGUCAUGCUCAUCAUCUCCUGCAUCCUGUACCCGAUGACGCAGACGAUCCUGUGCACCAUACUGUUCUUUGUCCUCUACGGCCUCUGCGUGCUGCUGCAGGCGUACCACUUUUGGGCUCGCGUGACGGAGAUGAAGUACCGCACCGCCUCUGUGACCGGGGAGGUGCUGGUGCGAUGGUGGCGCCGGGUGCAGGAGAUGCCGCUGCGUCGCAGCCAGACCGCCGAGGAGCGGCGGCGCGUGUUUAUCGAGUCCUUCUCGCAGCUGCCGGCGAGCGCGUUCCGCAUGGUGGCCGUCGUCGACGAGCGCACAGGUAGACUGAAGCACAUCCAUAAGAGCUUAAUGGUGAAGAUGUCGAAGCGGCUAGACGAGGUGACUCUGAAGGUGCGCCCUUACCUGGAGCCGACGAGCAUCUGCAAGCUCGUCGACGUCAUGCGCAUCACCCUCGAGUGCGACGCGAUUGUGCUGAAGCCGCUGACGGAUCGUGCCCGACCACCGCGGCUGCCGAACCUGCUCCUAUCCAACAAGCCCUUUGUGGAGGACGAGGACACAACGGACAGUAGCGACCAUGAGCGCGAGUCGCGCACGGUGCUGGGUGGUGGCAACACCAUCACCGUGUCGCACCACAUGGAGUACUUUGUCCACCGCGUCUUUCUGCUCGCCUGGGCAGCCGUGAUGGUGCUGACCAUCGGCACCGGCGUCGUGCUCUGCAAAUUUGUACGGUUACCCCUCGGCGAGGGCGUCUUCCUGGAUCCUGCCGUUGCGGCGCUGGGUCUGCUGCCCCUCAACGCCAUUGUGCUCAACCGCGUACUCAUCUUCUACGCCAACGUCUACCUCGACAAGCUUUUUCACUACAUGCUGUCACGCCGCUCCUACGCGCUGGAGGAUCGGCUGCCCCGCUUCUCCUUCUGGUCGACGCUGGUGACGAUGGCGCGGGUGGUGUGCCGCAUGCCGCCGCCGAACGGGGGGCGUAACCCACUUGUCUUCUCCACUUCUCUUGUCGACGUCUUCGGCAUGGCAACGGUGGUGGCGAUGUUGGAUCAGACGGGGAUUGUGACGGACAUGGUGCUUGUCCCUAAGCAGGUGUUCCUGCUGAAGUCCGACCCGCAACAGCAGCAGAAGCAGCAGCAGCAGCAGAACUCUUCCAGCGGGGAAAGCGGUGACGAUGAUGAUGGUGCGGCGACUGUGAAGGGGCCCUUCUUGCAGCGCAGCGAGCGCGACGCGCGUGAGCGCCACCGCGACAUGCACAAGCAGAUCAAGCGCAAGAAGUAUCAGGAGCGCCGGUUCCUGGAGCUGCGACUGAUGCAGUCGACAAGGCAGGACCUGGCGGUCGAGUUCGUCGACGAGAAGGCGCGCCACAAGCACAACGGCCACCUCAAACCUCUCUGCCUCGCGAUCCUUGUGCACGCCCUGGCACGAGAGCCGACGCAGCUCGCGACGUGGACGGAGUCGUUCCACUUCUGCGACCGCUCACUUCUGUGGGCGCGUGCAAUGCACUGGAUCCCGCGGGCGUGUGGCUUUCACGACAGAGUGGCACACAACUUCCUGAUCAUUGCGCGCAUCUUCGUGAUCAGCACGUCCACCGGGAGCGGGUACCGCGACACCUACCCAGAGCAGGCGUGCUCGUACCUCGUCGAGGGCAGCGAUGGUGCGCUGCACCUCUUCACCAUAGGUACACCGUAUCUCGUGUGCCGCCACUCGACAACGCAUUGGACAGGAACGACGAUAGAGGAGUUUGACGCCCACGAUAAGGCGGAGGUGGUUUACAUGGGGAAGCACCAAUGGGAGGAGGGCGCGACGCUAGAGACGGUGGCGCUGUCGCACCGCAUCUUGCCGGAGCGGUACCGCAGCUACGUCGCAACGCUACCGCGCCACGCGCAUCAUUACAACGAGUUUUUCUUUCGAAACGGCGUGGAGGUGAACAGCACGACAGCGAAGAGGGCGCAGAUGGAGCGGCGGCAUCGCCGCCAGCAGCACGCGACCGCGAAAGCAGUUCGUAGUGAAGUCACUGCACCGCAGCCGCAGUCCGCCAAUUCACGGCAGGAACCGCGCGGGGAGAACGGGACCAGCAGGUGCCGCGCCAUGCGACCCGACGGCGCAGGUGCUGAUACCGACGACGGAGCCCCCAAACCGUCGGCGGCCACGCAGCGCGAGCGCACCGAGACGGCUGUACGCGCAGGGGACAGGGAGGUGGAUGUACAGAAGGAAUUAGGUGUGGUGGGUGCCAGCGAUGGCAGCGCCAUGGGCUCUCACGACGACGACGACUGGGGCGGGGAUAGGGGCAUCGCGGUUCACGAGAUCAACAUUAGCGUCCGCGACGGGGCUCGGCAACGCCAGCCGUGCGGCACACCCCAGCGUCGCUGCCAGUCUGCACCGCCGGUGCGCAGCACGCAACCGGCGAACGUGAAGCCGCCGCGCAAUCGCUCCUUUGGCGCCGUUCCGACCGACGCCGUGGGUGACAUCGAGGGGGAUGACUGCAUCACUAUCGACACCUUCAUCUGGCUCAUGGCGACCACGUCCCACACGUUCCUUGGGCUGAUCGGGUUGCAGGACUCGGUGCGCCCCAACGUCCAGAGCACCAUGAGCUUGCUGGAUGAGUCGGGUGUGCGCUGCAUGUACUUCUGCGCCGGCACGGAGCGCCAGACGAAGAGCUUCGGGAGCCGGGUCGGCCUGGAUACAGACUGGAACUGCUGCAUCUCGCUAAAGGAGGACGCCGUCGCGCUGGACCCGCACAGCAUUCGCGCUCAGCUACCGUUCGGCAUCAAGUCGAUCCGCAAGCACAUCCUGCAUGUCGACCCGAUUCCGCUUCAGGUGAGCCUAUUCUCGCACGCCCUCGGAGUGUCGAAGCGGGCGAUGCUGUCUGUGCUGCAGGACAACCACGAGGUCGUCGUCGCGGUCGGCUCGGUGUUCAACCACAGUAACGUGCGCAGUUUCGUACAGGCGGACUUGUCGAUCGGCGUACUCCCAACCAGACGCGGUAUCAACGCGGAUAAGGAGGGCGCGCUGAAGCACACCCGCGUCGUGGAGCCGUCCGACUUUGCGGCGACGAACAGCCUCAACCGCGAUAUCCCGCUCUACCGCAACGUGGCGGAGCUGAUCGGUUGCAGCUGCUCCCUGCGGGCGCCGCCAACGACGUCCAUCUUGCCGAUUGUCGCCAUGAUGAUCCGUCAGGCACGCCUGCGGCUCAGCGGCAUCAGCAACGGCGCCGAGUUCGUCAUGCACGCCAACUUCUUCCUGGUCAUGGUGAACACCAGCUCGCUGAUCGUCGGGGUGCCACUGCUGCUGACGCCCUCUGUGACGGUGUUUGAGCUCUACGUGCUCAUCCCGAUUUUGGCGCUGUGCUGCACGUACACGGCGUACGCCGGCAUGGAUGCGAUGCGAGUGAUGCCGUCACGCCACAAUCACUUCGUCCGCCGUGCAAUCUUCCGGCACAGCGCGGUGGUGUGGUGCCUGCGCUACGCCAUCUCUGUCGUGGCGCUCCUGACGCUCGGCAUCACUGCCUCCACGAAGCUGUGCAAGGUCCGAGCGCUGAAGCUAAUCACAAUGGAGGAGGCCACGUGCGUGUCGUCUGGUCAGGGCUACGUCGCGCUCACCUUUAACUACUGGCUCAUGGUGCACUGCUGGACGCACAUCAGUCGUCAUCACCCCAUUUCCCUCACCUUCUCGCUGAAGCUGGCGCAUGGACGCCGCUCCACCUACCUUUUCCGCUCCUUCCGCUGGCUCGCCGCGAGCGUCCUCGUGACGCUGCUGAGCAUCAUCAUCGUGGUCCUCGACACACCGAUGAGAGCCCUCCACCACGCUUUCUUUCCUUCUGCCCCGCACUUCAUUGUGUCGCUGCUGUUCCCGGUGCUGAUCCUCGCACUGGACUGGCCCGUCAAGCGGUGGCGCGAGCGGCGCUUCACGAACAUGCAAAAGUUUCGGAAGCUGUCGUAUGGCACGCGGCUUGGCAUGCACUCGCCCCGCGGCGACUACGAGCCGGAGGGCAUCACCUACACACACACCAGCACCGUCGGCGGCGCUGGGCGAGAGGAGGCGGUGUCGGCGGAGCGCGUCGGACUCCUCAAGCGCGUGAGCGAGUGGUUUUACCGCUUCAGCAGCAUGCGGGGCGGGAAGCUGGAACUAAACUGCGUGUGCUGCGACCACAUCGGCGGCAACUAUGCCACCUACCACACCACGGCUAACGUAUAG
This is a messenger RNA of Leishmania mexicana MHOM/GT/2001/U1103, 4254 nucleotides long. RefSeq lists its product as hypothetical. The transcript has a single exon. The record is from RefSeq and is a predicted model, not a curated record. NCBI's taxonomy places the organism in Eukaryota, Euglenozoa, Kinetoplastea, Trypanosomatida, Trypanosomatidae. The coding region runs from base 1 to 4254 and encodes 1417 amino acids.